AUGGCAAGACAAGCUUACUUUGAUGCAAUCAAGGAUAAAUUAUAUGGGGACACUACUGUUGCAAAAAUUUGGGGUGAUGCUUAUCCUGCUUUGGAUGAGCCAGAGGCACCAACUGAAUUCCCUGAUUAG
Debaryomyces hansenii CBS767 is the source of this 129-nucleotide messenger RNA. RefSeq names its product DEHA2D00946p. Bases 1 to 129 code for a protein of 42 amino acids. The transcript has a single exon. Lineage: Eukaryota; Fungi; Ascomycota; Pichiomycetes; Serinales; Debaryomycetaceae. The record is from RefSeq and is a predicted model, not a curated record.